This is a messenger RNA of Lontra canadensis (Northern American river otter), 1911 nucleotides long. RefSeq names its product tetratricopeptide repeat domain 33 (gene TTC33). Gene Ontology annotation, molecular function: protein binding. The record is from RefSeq and is a predicted model, not a curated record. Lineage: Eukaryota; Metazoa; Chordata; Mammalia; Carnivora; Mustelidae. Bases 215 to 1003 code for a protein of 262 amino acids. The transcript has 5 exons.
GCGGCUUCCGCGUCUCCACGGCGGCCGGGGCGGCUUUGACCUUCGCUUAGCGGUGGGAGGAGCGGACCCGAGCUUGAUUCCCCACCCCGCGAUGGGGGUGUCUGCAGCUGAGCACGGCCUGGUGAACUCGCGGGUGAAGUCCAGGGCAGCCUUUAUGAACUUCUCACGGGGAGCUUGCUAAUACAGGUUUCUCUGUUACGGUGCCAUUUUCGGAAUGGCUUCCUUUGGAUGGAAGAGGAAAAUUGGUGAGAAGGUCUCAAAGGUGACUUCCCAGCAGUUUGAAGCUGAAGCUGCCGAUGAGAAGGAUAUAGUUGAGAAUGAAGAAGGGAACUGGCUUCAUGCCAUUAAACGAAGGAAAGAAAUGCUUUCUGAGGGUUGUGCUGAGAAGAGUAAGCAACUGAAGGAUGAAGGAGCCAGUUUGGCUGAAAAUAAAAGAUAUCGAGAGGCAAUUCAAAAAUGGGAUGAAGCACUGCAGUUAACCCCAGAUGAUGCCACCCUGUAUGAAAUGAAAUCACAGGUCCUAAUGUCUCUUCAUGAAAUGUUCCCAGCAGUACAUGCAGCUGAAAUGGCUGUCCAGAGAAAUCCACAUUCAUGGGAGUCUUGGCAAACUUUGGGACGUGCUCAGCUUGGAUUAGGAGAGAUAGUCCUGGCAAUUCGAAGUUUUCAGGUCGCCCUUCACAUCUAUCCAAUGAACCCUGAAAUAUGGAAAGAAGACCUUUCUUGGGCAAGAACACUCCAGGAGCAGCAGAAGGUUGCGCAGAAGAUUAAAAAGUGUGACGCAUCAGUGGAAGUAACCCAUUUCUCACCAAAGUCAAUUCCUGACUAUGACUUUGAAAGUGAUGAGAUUGUUGCCGUUUGUGCGGCGAUUGCUGAGAAACAGAAGACGGUUCCAGCAAAUAAAACAAUGGUUAUUGUGUCAGCUUCUGGGACUGUAGAGACAGUCACUGAGAAGGAAGAUGGGGCUACACCACCAGAUGGCUCUGUUUUUAUCAAAGCCCGAUGAAGUAGCGGGAAUCCUUUGAAUCUGUCUUUUUGAUUGCCACUUAAAAUUUUAGGUGUAGGGACAUUAACUAUGGAGGAACAGAGCAAAACUCCUGUUUGUAAAAUGAGUUUUGCAGAUGAGGCAUAUAAAAACCAAAUGGUAGAAUUACGGUAUAGUGUUUGGACUACGCUUUGAUAAGUUAUGAUUUAAAUUUCUUAAGAUUAGAAUUCUGAGUACAGUGGCUUUUGAUUCAUAAACUUAAUUUAAUCCCAAAAUAUAAAUGAGUGCAUUUUAAAGACACAACUUGAAAAGUGAAUUCUUUGAUAGUGAAUCACUUGAUGGCCAGUGUCAUAAAAAUGCUGACUUGUUGAUUUUGUUCCGUGAUAAAGGAAGUCAGUGAUUUCUUUUCCUCCUUUUAGAAAUAUACUGCUCUUGCUAUUCACUCUUCUGUUUUUCUGGUUGCAUUAGAGUAAGUGUGUCACAAAGCUCUAAUAUUUUUGACAUUCAGUUUGAUUCAAAGUUGUCAUUUGGUUAUAUGUGGAAUCUUUGAAAGUUUGGCUGAAAAUGCAUGCAAAUAUCUACAUUCUAAACAUUUUCCCAAGUUUCUCUUAAUUCUGAUUUGAGCUUUUAUUUUGGCUUUAAGAUUAUUAUGACAAUAGUAUUUGCCUCCUUCAGUAUUAGAUAUGUAAAAUACUGAUACAUGUCAGAAUGAUGGUUUUAUUUUUUUAGUUGUUGAAGUGGAUAGUGUUCCUUUCCACAGGUGGGUCUUAUUUCAGAUGUGCAUUUUUUAAAAAAUGAAUGGUUUUUAUAGAUGUGUCAUAACAAAUUGUCCUACUGCAUUGUCCCAGUCAAAAGCAGUAUUUUCUUCUUGUUUUUAAAAGCUUAAAGAUUUGGAAAAUAAUUUAUCUUUUGCUUAUAACUUUCCAGCU